AUGAACGCUUAUAAGAUCAUCGAUGUAAGUGUUUGGCAAGGCAACAUUGAUUUCAAUGCUGCAAAGGUAAAUAGUGGUAUUCAAGGUGUUAUGAUCCGCGCUGGUUUUGGUUCUGCAGCUGGCCAGGAAGAUAAACAGUUUGCUAACCAUAUGCGCGAAGCAAUUGCUGCAAAUAUCCUUAUUGGUGCAUAUCACUAUGGUUAUGCUAGAACAGAAGCACAAGCAAUUGCCGAAGCAGAUUUUUGUGCUAAAAUUAUCAAUCCAUAUAAGAGUCAUUUCAGAAUGCCAGUUGCCUAUGAUGAUGAAGAUGCUACAAUGAAUGUUGGAAAAGUUCAAACGGCUAAAAAUGCAAUAGCUUUCUGUAAUCGAAUGAAAGCUUACGGAUACAAGCCAAUGGUUUAUUGCAACUUGAACUGGGCCAGAAACUAUAUUGAUAUGUCUAUGAUUAACGCUGCUGGAAUUGAAGUUUGGAUUGCUCAAUACAACUCUGUUUGUCAGUACACUGGACCCCAUACAAUGUGGCAGUACACUAAUGCACUAAAAAUUUCUGGUUACUCUGCCUGUGUCGAUGGAUCCUGGGUUUAUAAGAAUUAUUGA
This is a messenger RNA of Trichomonas vaginalis G3, 597 nucleotides long. Its product is annotated as glycosyl hydrolase. Bases 1 to 597 code for a protein of 198 amino acids. NCBI's taxonomy places the organism in Eukaryota, Parabasalia, Trichomonadida, Trichomonadidae. The transcript has a single exon. The record is from RefSeq and is a predicted model, not a curated record. Gene Ontology annotation, molecular function: lysozyme activity. Gene Ontology annotation, biological process: cell wall macromolecule catabolic process; carbohydrate catabolic process; peptidoglycan catabolic process.